Molecule: messenger RNA, 897 nt
Organism: Cicer arietinum (chickpea)
Lineage: Eukaryota; Viridiplantae; Streptophyta; Magnoliopsida; Fabales; Fabaceae
Source: RefSeq, a predicted model, not a curated record
AUGACUCCUAACAAAUCUAAAAAAUCAUAUGUCCAUGAUACCAUAGUUGAUCCAGUUACAGCUUUACCCCCAACACGAUAUGCAUUAAAUGAGCCAUCAUUCAAGUAUUACCGCAAUGAAAUCAUGAUGGCAAAUCCAAAGGCUUUAAGAUGGAUCGAUAAUAUCCCCCCAGAACAAUGGACUAUGGCUUAUUCUCAAGGUCGACGAUGGGGACACAUGACAACAAACAUUUUCGAGUCCGUCAACGCAGUGCUCAAGGGUACACGCAAUCUCCCAAUCAUUGCUUUGGUACAAUCAAACUAUAGAUUGAGAGUUUUAUAUGCAGAAAGGGGACAACAACAUCAGGCAUCAUUAGCUUCUGGUCGAGUAUACACAGACGAUUGCAUGGACAAGAUUAAAUGUGAAGUUGGUAAAUCUAAUACUCACCAAGUCAUGCAAUUCGACCGAAAUCAUUAUUCUUUCAUGGUGAAUGAAACAGUAAACCCAAGAGAGGUGCGACCAAUUGGUCAUUUUGAAGUCAACCUUCAAAGAAAAUGGUGUGAUUGUGGAAAAUUUCAAGCUAUACAUGUUCCUUGUUCACAUGUCAUAGCUGCAUGUUCUUAUGCUCGUCAAAACUAUUUAGUGCUUAUAUCUGACGUGUACAAGGUUGUUAAUGUAUUUAACAUCUACAAAGAAGAGUUUCCACCUAUACCUAAUGAAGGAUAUUGGCCCACAUAUGAAGGUGAAACAUUGUAUCACAAUCCUCAAAUGCGGAGAAUUAAAAAAGGUCGUCCAAAUAGUACCCGUAUUAGAACUGAAAUGCACGUUAAAGAAAAAGUACCGAGAAAAUGUGGAUUAUGUCGAUUAACUGGCCAUACUCGAAAACAUUGUCCAAAUGUUACAGCCAGCUCUAGUUAA